AUGUUGUUGAAACUCUCAUCCACCUUCCUCCUCGCACUCGCUGCUGCCACCACCAGCGUUUGGGCCCAAGACGAACGCCUAACAUUCCAAAACGUAACCUCCAUCUACGGCACCUGGUCUUCUGGCUCCCAAAAUGUCACCACCGGAAUCGAGUUUUUCAACCCCGUAACUCAAUCCUUCACCCUCCCUGCCACUACCGGCAUUUCCUACUCCUUCACCGAUAACGGCUAUUUCGAAGAAUCCCGCUAUCAAUUCGCCUCGAAUGCCGUCACCAACCGUUGUUUCAAAGCCUCGCUAAUCUGGCAACAUGGAACCUAUCAAUUCCAUUCAAACGGCUCCAUCACACUCCAACCUUUCCCUGCAGAUGGAUAUAUUCAGGUUCUCGAUCCGUGUGGAGCGCAGACGAGCAGCAUUUAUCACUAUGCGGAGUUCGAGUUGAUCAGCAGUUGGUAUAAUUAUCAGGACAACAGUCCAGGGUUCAAACCAAAGGGAGAGGCUAGCUUUGCGCUGCAGAUGAUGGCAUUCGACGGCUCCAAACUUCCCCUAAUGUGGCUUAGAAACAGACCACCGAACAUGCUCCCAACCAAACAGCUUUUCCAACAGGUGCUGAACGAUGCUGGUGCCUAA
This is a messenger RNA of Ustilago hordei, 627 nucleotides long. RefSeq lists its product as uncharacterized. The record is from RefSeq and is a predicted model, not a curated record. NCBI's taxonomy places the organism in Eukaryota, Fungi, Basidiomycota, Ustilaginomycetes, Ustilaginales, Ustilaginaceae. Bases 1 to 627 code for a protein of 208 amino acids. Gene Ontology annotation, cellular component: endoplasmic reticulum membrane; endoplasmic reticulum. The transcript has a single exon. Gene Ontology annotation, biological process: 'de novo' protein folding.